Molecule: messenger RNA, 1105 nt
Organism: Polistes dominula (European paper wasp)
Lineage: Eukaryota; Metazoa; Arthropoda; Insecta; Hymenoptera; Vespidae
Biological process (GO): transcription initiation at RNA polymerase III promoter; transcription by RNA polymerase II
Cellular component (GO): nucleus
Source: RefSeq, a predicted model, not a curated record
GGAUCACUGAUUAUUUAAACAACAUAUAGCAACUCGUUCUCAUAGAAUAAGUCAAAGUUGAUUGGUUACUGAGUUCUAACCUAUCACUGCCGUUACUUCUUCACAGUUAUCUACUAUUGGUCCACGUGAUACGAUACAACAAUACUAACGCCAUCUAAUCAGCUGUGAAAAAUAAAUAUAAUAUUCUAACCUCUUACAGGAACGUUGGUAUUUAUAUCUCUUAUAUGAUUAUAUUAUUAUGAUUAAUUUAGUUCAUUAAAAAGUUAUUAUUGUGAAUACUAACGUGCAAUUUGAAACAAAAAAUGAGUAAAUUAAGAGAGUAUAAAAAAUUUAGAGCACAAGUUGAUAAAGAAAGGAGUAUUCUCAAAAAUAUAUUAUCUAAACUUGACCAACAAAUAGAUGCACUUCAGGUUGAACAAUUAAACAUAAUUGGUCUUAUAAAUGCAAAAAAUAAUCCUAAAAAAGUUCUUAAAGAUACAAAGGAAGAAUCAUCUUUGCAAACAAGUAACAACCAAGUUUCAAAUGAAAAAAUGUUAGAUUUAUCAGUACCAAUGUUGAUAGAUUUAAAUGAAGAAGAAAGUGAAGACGAUAAUAGCAGGAAUGCAUUUUAUGAGUUUAAUCAUAUGUUUAAAAAGGAAAUAAAUAACUAAUGAAUGUAAUAAGCAAACUGUAAAAUAUUUUUGUACGUACUUAGAUUAAAUAAAAUUAACAUACAACAAUUAAAUUUGUACAUAGUUAUUUGUACAUACAUGGAUAAAAAACCCCUGAAUUGUUUUAUAAUUUAUGCUUUAAUUAUUCUUAAGCAACACAAGUUGUCUUAAUAUGUAUAUUAACAAUUAGAAAGCAUAAGAAUAAAACCUAUAGAAAUUACUACUUCAAUAUAUUUUGGAUCAUUAGCUAAUCACUAAUAACAGAAAAAAAAUUUACAUUUCAUACUUCCAUGUACACAUUGCAAUAGUCUUUUUGAUUGCAUAAAAAGUAUAAUUGAAAGAUUAAUUGAAAUAAUUCUUAAACCUUCGAUGUAUAUUUUAUACAAAUUCAAACUGACAAAAGAUAAAGAACAAAUCAAUACUUUUCUAUUUCGAUAAUAACUAAACAUUGGUAU